AUGUUUAAUAACUGUAAAGAUGCCUUUGUAAUUUGCAAGUAUGCACGUAGCCCAAGUUACUUUAUCACCAUAACAUGCAACCCUGAGUGGGAUGAGAUUAAGCGUCUUUUGAAAGAUAUCGGAUUCAAAGCAGAAGAUCGGCCUAACAUAGUUUCAAGGAUUUUUAAUAUCAAGCUGAGUCAAUUGAUUGCAGACUUCAAGCAAGGAAAGUUCUUUGGCAAAAUAUCUGGCUAUGUGUGCAUAGUUGAAUUCCAGAAGCGUGGUUUACUGCACGCUCAUAUACUGUUGUUCAUGCAUCCUCUAUUUAAACCAAAAACACCUGAGGAUAUAGACAAACAUAUAUCAUCAGAGAUCCCUGACAAGCAUAGCAGGCAUAAGCUAUAUGCAGCAGUUGAGAAGUUCAUGGCCCAUGGUCUAUAUGGCAGGGUGGAUGGCAAGCCUACAAAGAUGCUAGCCUGGAUGCUUGCAAAUAGGUUGUUUCCAUUUGGUCCUACUCUUACAUAUAGCCAGUUUCCAAAUAAGUUCGUGUGGAAGGAAGACAUUUCUUUGUGGAUGCCAAGGAAACAAGACUUCUCAAUCGGAAUACUUACUCAUGUUCCACGAGGAAGUGGUGAAGAUUAUUACUUAAGACUUCUGCUCAACAUUCAAAAGGCGUGUGUAAGUUUUGUUGACAUACGUACAGUUGCAGGCAUUGUGUACAGCACGUUCAAGGAAGCAUGUUAUGCAUUGGGCCUUCUGCAAGAUGACAAAGAAUUUGUUGAUGCCAUCUUAGAAGCAGGUAAUUGGGCUUCUGCAAACUACAUCCAUGACCUUUUCGUGAUGCUCUUAUUGUCAAACAAUAUGGGUAGACUUGAAAAUGUGUGGCAACAAUGUUAUGAUGUUUUGUCUGAAGACAUUCUUUACUUUCAGAGAAAAUCUAUGCAGUCUGUAGACCUGCAACAAUCCGAAGAUCAGAUAAUGAAUCUGACUCUUUCAAAGAUAGAGGAAAAACUACAGGCUAACGGCAGAUCACUCAGAGAGCUUGAUGGGAUGCCUUUUCCAAGCUUUGACACUAUUGAAGGGUUAGAUGAUCGGUUAAUCAUGGAUGAACUGAACUUUGACAUUGAUGUUCUACGCAAUCAGUUGGAUACAAACUUAACAAACAUGAAUACAUUUCUCUACAACACUCUCUCAGUGGCUAAAAGGAGCAAAGGGAAAAUUGUUCUGAAUGUUGCAUCUAGCGGUAUUGCUUCUUUGUUGCUUCCAAAUGGACGCACUGCACAUUCAAGGUUUAAGAUACCCUUGGACUUGAAUGAAGACUCGAUUUGUUGCAUUAAGCAAGGCACCUCAUUGUCUAAACUGGUUUGCAGAGCAAAACUUAUUAUAUGGGAUGAGGCACCAAUGUUAAAUAAGCUGUGCUAUGAAGCUCUUGACAGAUGCCUAAGGGACAUUGUUAGGUUUGAGCCUUACUAUAAUCCAGAACUACCAUUUGGAGAAAAGGUUAUGGUCUUAGGUGGUGACUUCAGGCAAAUUCUACCUGUAAUUCCAAUGGGAUCUCGCCAAGAUAUUGUCCAAGCAGCCAUAAACUCAGCUUACCUAUGGCAACAUUGUAAUGUAUUAAAGCUAACAAUUAACAUGCGUUUAAUUGUUAGAGCAACUUAUACGUCACUUAGUGAUGUUUCUCAAUUUGCUUCAUGGUUGCUAAACAUAGGUGAUGGUAUCAUUGGAGAUUCCACUGAUGGUGAGUCUAUUGUGGUAAUCCCCGAUGUAAUUAUAAUUCAAGAUUUUGACCAAUUGGUUGACUUUGUUUAUCCCAACCUGUUGAUUAAUAUCAACAACACAUCAUUCUUCAAAGAUCGUUCAAUCUUGUCAACGAUGUUAACUCAUUUAUAA
Molecule: messenger RNA, 1872 nt
Organism: Arachis ipaensis
Lineage: Eukaryota; Viridiplantae; Streptophyta; Magnoliopsida; Fabales; Fabaceae
Biological process (GO): telomere maintenance; DNA repair
Molecular function (GO): DNA helicase activity
Source: RefSeq, a predicted model, not a curated record